Carica papaya (papaya) is the source of this 2535-nucleotide messenger RNA. RefSeq names its product scarecrow-like transcription factor PAT1. The record is from RefSeq and is a predicted model, not a curated record. NCBI's taxonomy places the organism in Eukaryota, Viridiplantae, Streptophyta, Magnoliopsida, Brassicales, Caricaceae.
AAAAUGGAAUUGUAACCGAAAUUCAUUUCCUUCUUUUCCUUUACUGGUUUGUUACUCUUUCAAAUCCCAUGUUUUGCUUUGUAAUCUACGGUGUGUGAAUUCGUUGCUUUGAUUGGCUAUAAUAAGAAACUUUACUUUGAUGUGGAUAAAUCAAUUUUUCUGGAAAAGGGUUGGGCUUGGAUUGUGAAGAUUUAUGACAUCUCUGUUUCCUCUUUUGAAAUUCUUGGUGUUGUGGGUCAUGAUCCGGAAAUGAAAGGGUUGGUCUUUUUUUUUUUUUAAAUGGUUCUCAUUGAGAGUGUCGGUGUUUAUGUUCUCUCCAUAUGAACAUGCAGUUGGUAUCCGAUAUUUCAAUUUGGGAAUUUAGAAAGGAUUUAGGAUUUUGUUUCUCUGUUAAAUUGUUCGGCUUUCACAUUUUGGAAGUGGGAUCUGUCUGCUUCUUGGAGUGUUGCUGAAUACCAAAAGAUCGCCAAGUUUAUAGGCCAGUCAGUGGUUAAAUUUCAAGUCCUGGUGAUCGAAGAGAGGAGCAUUGAUAUUGUGGAGUGGGAUCACCCUGAAAGUUGAGAGAAAGGAUCACAAGGAUGCUGAUCCCAGUAUAAUAUAGAUCCUUUGUCAGAAAGAAGGCUUCCUGAGUUGCUGCUACAGAAAGCAAAAUGCAUCAAUAGCCUGGCAUAUCUGAGGCAACUAAGUAUUUGAUAAAGCUGGGCAGACUGGUGAAGCAGAUUGUCUUUUGAUGCAAGCAUCGCAGCACAGAGUUUCAGGCAUGUCGAGUGGAUCUUACUACCAGCCAUUGCAAGAAGCUGAGGCCUAUUGCUUUCCUCAAUUCCAAACUUUAGAUCACCGGCUAUGCUACAGUGAGAACAACAGUCAAGGAGUCUAUAUGUCAGUUAAGAAUUCUCAUGAACAGUAUUGCACCCUGGAAUCAUCUUCAGCCAAUGGCAAUUAUUCUGUCUAUAAUUGCUCAUCAACUGCUAGUUUUUCACCCAGUGGAAGCCCAACAUCACAGCAGGAAUCUCAGUCAUAUCCACCGGACCUGCAUCGUUCUCCCGAUAAUACCUAUGGUUCUCCUUUAAGUGGCUCCUGCGUAACUGAUGAUAUGAAUGACUUUAGGCACAAGCUGAGAGAACUGGAAACUGUGAUGUUUGGACCAGAUCCUGACAUAAUUGGUGGGAUUGAUAGUGGUCUCCUUAACAGAAACAGUGGAGGGUCACAAGAGAUGAACAUCUGGACAUUAAUAACUGAGGCAGUCUCAAGAGGAGACUUAAAACAGGUUCUCAUUGCCUGUGCAAAAGCAGUCUCAGAUAAUGAUCUCCUGAUGGCACACUGGUUAAUGGAUCAGUUGCGCCAACUAGUGUCUGUCUCUGGUGAGCCCAUCCAACGAUUAGCAGCAUAUAUGUUGGAAGGGCUUGUAGCGCGGUUGGCCUCCUCAGGGAGUUCAAUUUAUAAAGCUCUCAGGUGCAGGGAACCAGCCAGUUCUGAGCUCCUGUCUUACAUGCACAUUCUUUAUGAAGUUUGCCCCUACUUCAAGUUUGGAUACAUGUCAGCAAAUGGAGCAAUUGCGGAAGCUAUGAAGGAUGAGAAUAGAGUCCACAUCAUUGACUUUCAAAUUGCUCAGGGGAGUCAGUGGAUCACCCUUAUCCAAGCUUUCGCCGCCAGACCUGGUGGACCACCCCACAUCCGAAUAACAGGCAUCGAUGAUUCCACAUCAGCAUAUGCCCGUGGAGGAGGUUUGGGAAUUGUUGGAAAGAGGCUAUCUAAGCUUGCCAAACAAUUUAAUGUGCCGUUUGAGUUCCAUGGUGCUGAGAUGUCUGGUUGCGAGGUUCAACUAAAAGAUCUUGGUGUUCGGCCUGGGGAAGCUCUGGCUGUCAAUUUUGCAUUCAUGCUGCACCACAUGCCGGAUGAGAGUGUGAGCACUGAAAAUCAUAGGGACCGGCUGCUGAGGCUGGUCAAGAGCCUAUUUCCUAAGGUGGUGACCCUUGUUGAGCAGGAAUCUAAUACGAACACAGCUGCAUUCUUUUUAAGGUUUCUUGAGACAUUGAACUAUUAUACAGCCAUGUUUGAAUCAAUUGAUGUGACUCUUCCAAGGGAGCAUAAGGAGCGGAUCAAUGUUGAGCAGCACUGCUUAGCAAGAGAUGUUGUUAACAUUAUUGCAUGCGAAGGGGCUGAGAGGGUUGAACGACAUGAACUCCUUGGUAAGUGGAGGUCCCGGUUCACUAUGGCAGGGUUUACUCAAUAUCCUUUAAGCACACUCGUCAAUGCCACCAUUAAAAAACUGCUUCAGAGCUACAGCGAGAAGUAUAGGCUUGAAGAGCGAGAUGGGGCAUUGUAUCUUGGCUGGAUGAACAGAGAUUUGGUUGCAUCUUGUGCAUGGAAAUGAAGUGGAUGCAAAAAUUGGUCCAAGCUGAGGUUGCAACUAAUGUAGGCUUCUCUGUUCUUCUGUUACCCACUUUUUUGGGACGUAUUCUCAGCUAAGUACUUGUAAAUCAAAGUUUGGCCAUUUCAUUUGAGAACGUUAAUCGAUUUGGUGAUUUACCAGAA